AAAAAUAUUUGAUCAGGAGGAAAUAAUAUACCGGGGGAAGAAAACACAAUCUGAGAAGGAAGAACACAAGGAAGGCAAGAAGAUGGAGAACAGAAUACACAAGCGGCUGAUAUCGAAAACAGAGUACCGUAAGCUCCACACGGCUGUGGGGCCGUACGAAUUCUUAGAAGGCAUCUUCCACGGAAUGAUGGGUCACUAUAAUAUGUAUAAGGAUGGAUGGCUGCACCGCGAUGUCAGCGAUGGUAACGUUCUAUUGUUUCCAGUGCCCCAAAUACGAAAGCCUCUAACACGGUUCGAAUGCACCAAGAACUUGACAAAGUGCGUGAGCGUGAGCAAUGACGGUGACCAGGCAAUCAGAUGGCGAGAGCUAGAUCGCGAGCUUGAGCAACGUCGUUCGGGAACACUCCCUUUCAUUUCUAUGCGCUUGCUGAACGCGUGGGAUGAUGAUGAACCCAUACUUCAUACAUUUGCGGAUGACUUGGAAUCUUUCUUCUGGGUGAUAUUAUGCGUGUUGUUGAGCAUUGGCGCCGAGCGCAAUAGUUUAACAGGUAAAGAGAGAAAAUGGCUUCUUGAAAUACUCGCUGCAGACGAUCCUCGCAUGAGUGGACUCGUUAAAGGAUCCACGCUGCGGACGUUCGAGAAAAGUCUCCCAGAUAAUGAUUUUUCCCCUGUUCUGAAGGUUUUUGUACCUUUUUUCACAGAAAUCAUGCCACUUCUGGACGAAGGUCCGAAGGUUGCCAAAGGCGUUGACUCAACCAACUUGGUUGAAUCUCUAACGACACUCGGAGAUAGAUUUUACGAGAUGUGGUUUAAAGCUUUCCUACGUGCACUGCCGUCAUUGCCCAAGACCUGGGACGAAGUUUUCAUAACCCCAAUUUGAUUACGGAGACGCUCCAACACCCGCCCAUGUCGUCUCAUUCUACAUAUUUCCGUCUCUGCUCCCCCUACCAUCAUCCCAGGAUUAUCCUGUACAUAUUAAUAUGCAUGUAUCUACUUUGUUAGUUUGCUAUUCGUUGCACCCUGAGAGGUACAUACUUGACAAUGUGAUUCCAUUUAUUCCUGGUCGCAGGAAUUUUGCCUGG
This is a messenger RNA of Serpula lacrymans var. lacrymans S7.9, 1082 nucleotides long. RefSeq lists its product as uncharacterized. NCBI's taxonomy places the organism in Eukaryota, Fungi, Basidiomycota, Agaricomycetes, Boletales, Serpulaceae. The transcript is spliced from 4 exons. The record is from RefSeq and is a predicted model, not a curated record. The coding region runs from base 83 to 880 and encodes 265 amino acids.